Messenger RNA from Drosophila elegans, 814 nucleotides. RefSeq lists its product as uncharacterized. The transcript has a single exon. Bases 54 to 491 code for a protein of 145 amino acids. The record is from RefSeq and is a predicted model, not a curated record. Lineage: Eukaryota; Metazoa; Arthropoda; Insecta; Diptera; Drosophilidae.
AAACAGAUCGUAUAAAUUCCGGGCCCACCGUCCAGCACGGCAUAGUCAGCGCAAUGACACUCAGCUCGACGGUAGUUUUUCUCCUCGCCGGACUCUUUCUGAUCGGUCUGGUGCAGCGGGGAGCGGGCGCGCGCCUCCAGCAGCAGCAGAGCGCGGCUUCCUAUCCAGCAGCCGGCUUUAAGCCAGGUAGACAGUUUGACCUGCCGGCGGGCAACUCGAAACCCGCGCGAUUGGUGGCCAACAGCGAGGCGCAGGAGGAUCUCGACGACGCCGUGGAGGAGGUGGAGAUGACACAGCCCAGGGCACCGCCUGUUCCACGUCCAGUUCUCGAUCCAGUGCCGAAGAUCCCGGUGAUUCCAACCAUUGCAUACUAUCCGGCAGGAGCUGUGGGAUUCGUCCGCCCAGCGGAAUUUGCAAAAAUCAUCAGUGGCCCCCAACAGUCUGCCGGCUUUGCAGCCACGAACCAGUACUAUGCCGCCUACUUUGGUUAGAGAUACACAGAAAAAAAGACAUUUGACAUAAGAAAUAUGUAAAGCACUAUAUGUAAACCGUUAGCACAUUUUAUCCGUUGUUUGCUAUAAAUACUGUUAAGCUUGUUAAGUUAAGUUAGUGCCAGUAUAUCCAAGAAAGGUUUCACCACUGCAAUCUUAAAAAAGAAAAAAUUUAAAUAUUUUUAAAAUUAUUGUAUACAUAUAUCACUUGUCUGUAGCAUCUCUAGUUUAAAGGUUUAGCUAUUUUAUAUUCAGCGAUUUCCCGCUAAAAAGGCAAGUUUUUCAAAAAUUUGUAGUAUGUCACAUUCACCGUCCUUUCUCCU